UUCGCGUCCCGGCUGUCUCCACCCCUUCCGCGGUUUUGGUUCCGAUCCGCCCGUGAUGGCGAGCGACAAGCAGCUCAGGGACUGGGUCUCCGACAAGCUCAUGUCCGUCCAUGGAUACUCGACGAGCGUCCUCGUCAAGUACGUCAUCGGGCUAGCUAAGGAAUGCUCUUCUACCGGCGACCUCGUGGGGAAGCUCGUCGAGUACGGGUUCUCCUCGUCCGCGGAGACCCGCAGCUUCGCCGCCGACGUCUACGCCAAGGUUCCCCGCAAGGGCAGGGGUAUCAGUGAUUACCAGAAACAGGAAAGGGAGGCAGCGAAGCUUGUGCAGAAACAGAGCACUUACAAGCUGUUGGCCGACGAGGAGGAGGAUGAUGUUGACAACCACACUUCGACCACGGCGACUGCGUCCUCCAAGAGUAGGAAGCAUUUUAGGAGGAAGGCCGAAGAGCAAGACGAUGGGAAGGAUGAUGAUGUGAGAGAUGGCGUGGUAGCCCCACCCUUUAGUCGUGUUGCUUUCGCAUGCGUUGACUCAGUUGAUAAUGUUGUGUUGCAGGAAACAGUAGCCCACAAUUCUGAGAGGAGUGUCCGAAGACGAACAGAAGAGGUGGAUGAUGAUGACGGCAAUGACACCCUUGACGAAGAGCAAGAAAUUUUACGAGAUCAACAGGAAAGAGCUCAGCUAGAGAAGAACAUGAAAGAAAGAGAUGCGGCGCACACUCGAAAGUUGAUGGAGCGACAUUUAUCUAAGGAAGAACAAGAGGAGCUUAUCAGAAGAGCAGAAGCAAUGGACAAGAAUGACACUUCAGAUUUAAGAAAUUAUUCGAGGCAGGCGUACUUGCAAAAGCGAAGGGACAAAAAAAUUGAUGAGAUCCGGGACGAAAUUAUUGAUCAUGAAUACAUUUUUCAGGACGUGAAACUGACCGAAGCAGAAGAAAAUGACUUCAGAUACAAAAAGAAGAUAUAUGAUCUCGUCAAGGAGCAUGUUGACAAUACAGAUGAUGUUCCUGAGUAUAGAAUGCCUGAAGCUUAUGACAUGGGUGAAGGUGUCAAUCAAGAAAAGCGGUUCUCUGUAGCAAUGCAGCGAUACAAAGAUCCAGAGGGCAAAGAUAAAAUGAAUCCUUUUGCUGAACAGGAAGCAUGGGAAGAACAUCAAAUAGGAAAGUCGAAACUGCAGUUUGGAUCAAAAGAUAAAAAGCAGUCUGGUGAUGAAUAUCAGUAUAUAUUCGAUGAUGAUCAAAUUGAUUUUGUUAAAUCAUCGGUCAUAGAAGGAACUCAGUUUGAAGACGAUUCAGACCAAGAGACCAUCGAUGCAAAAGAUAUUUUAAAAAGGGAGCUCCAGGAUGAGCGGAAAACCCUUCCAAUCUAUAAAUUCAGAGAUGAACUGCUCAAGGCUGUUGAUGAAUAUCAGGUUAUUGUCAUAGUGGGAGAAACCGGCUCUGGUAAAACGACGCAAAUACCUCAAUAUCUUCAUGAAGCUGGAUAUACAGCAAGAGGAAAGGUUGCUUGUACGCAACCUCGUCGAGUGGCAGCCAUGAGUGUUGCAGCAAGGGUGUCUCAAGAGAUGGGUGUUAAAUUGGGACACGAGGUUGGUUACUCCAUAAGGUUUGAGGAUUGCACCUCCGAGAAAACAAUGAUUAAAUACAUGACCGAUGGAAUGCUUUUGAGGGAGUUUCUUGGAGAACCAGAUUUGGCUGGCUAUAGUGUUGUCAUGGUUGAUGAAGCUCAUGAGCGUACACUGUCUACUGAUAUCUUGUUUGGUUUGGUGAAGGACAUUGCAAGGUUUCGUCCAGAUCUAAAGUUGCUCAUUUCAAGUGCAACCCUGGACGCGGAAAAAUUUAGCGACUACUUUGAUUCAGCUCCGAUUUUCAAGAUUCCUGGGAGGCGAUACCCUGUUGAAGUUCAUUAUACAAAAGCUCCAGAAGCAGAUUACAUUGAUGCUGCCAUUGUCACAAUCUUACAGAUACAUGUGACACAACCCCCUGGUGAUAUCCUAGUGUUCCUUACAGGGCAGGAAGAAAUUGAAACAGUUGAUGAAAUCCUUAAACACAAAACUAGGGGCUUAGGCACAAAGAUUCCUGAACUAAAUAUAUGCCCUAUUUAUGCAAAUCUGCCUACUGAACUACAAGCGAAGAUCUUUGAGACAACCCCUGAGGGUUCUCGGAAAGUGGUCCUGGCCACUAAUAUAGCAGAAACUUCAUUAACCAUUGAUGGUAUAAAAUAUGUUAUUGACCCAGGUUUUUGUAAGAUCAAGUCAUACAACCCCCGUACAGGCAUGGAAUCCCUGCUUAUCAAUCCUAUCUCAAAGGCGUCAGCAAACCAGAGGGCAGGAAGGUCUGGACGGACAGGGCCAGGAAAAUGUUUCCGUCUGUACACAAGUUAUAACUACAUGCAUGAUCUUGAGGAUAAUACUGUUCCUGAGAUUCAAAGAACCAACCUUGCGAAUGUGGUACUUACACUUAAGAGUCUUGGUAUUCAUGACUUGGUUAAUUUCGAUUUUAUGGACCCACCCCCUUCAGAGGCCUUGUUGAAGGCCUUGGAACAACUUUUUGCUCUCAGCGCACUCAACAGUCGUGGGGAGUUGACCAAGACUGGAAGACGAAUGGCAGAGUUUCCAUUAGAUCCUAUGCUGUCAAAGUCGAUAGUAGCUGCUGAGAAAUAUAAGUGUUCUGAUGAGGUCAUCUCCAUUGCAUCUAUGUUGUCGAUUGGCAAUUCUAUAUUCUAUCGUCCGAAGGACAAACAAGUUCAUGCAGAUAAUGCAAGGUUGAACUUCCACACUGGCAAUGUUGGGGACCAUAUAGCUUUACUCAAUGUCUAUAACUCGUGGAAAGAAACAGACUUCUCAACUCAAUGGUGUUAUGAAAAUUAUAUCCAGGUCCGUAGCAUGAAGAGGGCAAGAGAUAUUCGAGAUCAACUGGAGGGACUUCUGGAGAGAGUUGAGAUUGAGGUUUGUUCAAACGCCAGUGAUUUGGAUGCUAUUAAAAAGGCUAUAACAUCAGGUUUCUUCCACCAUUCUGCACGUUUGCAGAAGAAUGGUUCAUAUAGAACUGUUAAGAACCCCCAGACUGUCUUUGUCCACCCUAGUUCAGGAUUAGCACAGCUACUUCCUCGAUGGGUAAUUUAUCACGAGUUAGUUCUCACGACAAAAGAGUACAUGCGCCAGGUGACGGAACUGAAGCCUGAAUGGCUGGUGGAAAUUGCUCCACAUUACUACCAAUUAAAAGAUGUGGAUGACGCUGGUUCCAAGAAGCUACCCAAGGGGCAAGGACGAGCUGCGUUGUAGCUAGGACUCACAAAGCAUCUGGGUAAAUGUUCUCUAAUUGGAUUCAAAGA
Molecule: messenger RNA, 3330 nt
Organism: Lolium rigidum
Lineage: Eukaryota; Viridiplantae; Streptophyta; Magnoliopsida; Poales; Poaceae
Product: pre-mRNA-splicing factor ATP-dependent RNA helicase DEAH1-like
Exons: 26
Coding region: 56-3280 (1074 amino acids)
Cellular component (GO): intracellular anatomical structure; catalytic step 2 spliceosome
Molecular function (GO): RNA binding; ATP binding
Source: RefSeq, a predicted model, not a curated record